AUGAUUUUAAACUCUGGAGGCCUCGAAUUAUUUGAGUUAAUUGGUUCUAGCAUUGUAGAGGGAUAAGGUGUUGCAAUCAGUCUCGGUGCAUUUUACGCCUUAGCUAAGUAUCUUAAAGCAGGAAAGACUGAAGUUGAAGAUGAAAACUAAAAACAGUUAAUAGCAGACCUAAAAAAAUUAGGUAUUGUCAGAGUUAACAAUUAGGGCAUCAUCCCAUUCGAGAUCUUUGUAGAGCUUUUCAGAAGCAUUAGCUUGAAAAAAUUAAGUCUAAAAGAAGAUUAGUAAUAAACAUCUCUUGAGGAAUAACUAUAUCAGCAAGUCUCAAAUCUAGCUCUAAGCAAAAUAGAGAUUACUGAAGAGUAAUUCCAAUAAACUCAAUAGGUAUUCAUGACUUAACCUUAAUAUCAAAACAGAUUCUUUGCUUCGCUAUAAAAGGAUUCACAAUAAGAAACUAGUGAAAAGGGUACUGCCUAAAAAUUGACCAGACAAAAGACAGUUGAUGCUUUCAAAUAUGCUGAGGAACUGAAAUUUGAAUCUAUGCAAGCUAUUCAAAAGUUUUCUUAAAACCCUAUGUCUAAAUCUGAAGAUUAUACUUAUGAAAUGAUUAUCUAGCAAACUAUUAUGGCUGACAGAUUAUUUGAGAGAUAUGGAAUCGAAGAUGAUGAAUUUAAUAAAGCAGUUGCAUAGCAUAAUUUAUAUUAGGAUCCUGAAAUACAGAAGAUAUUACAGGAAAACAUGCAGAAGCUAUCUCCAGAUAUGAUGCAAAAACUAAUGGAAAACAUGAUGAAUUAAGGUGCAGGAGGUAAUGGAUACCCCGGAGGAUACUGA
Messenger RNA from Stylonychia lemnae, 828 nucleotides. The record is from the annotation of a GenBank genome assembly. Lineage: Eukaryota; Ciliophora; Spirotrichea; Sporadotrichida; Oxytrichidae.